GCUUUUGGGCGAGCCUUUUUUCUUACAGGCACAUAUACUAAGGAGUACACCAAUUAGUGAUCUUCAAGUAUCCUAGUUUAAGAGAGCCCUAGUUUAAUCUCGCCGCGACGAUGACGAAGAUGGUGCUUAAGGUGCCGAUGGUCUGCAAGAAGUGCAAAUCCUGCUCCCUGCAGAUUGUCUCGAAGAUCAAAGGCAUCAAGUCGAUGACGUUCGACGAGGAGAAGAACACGCUGACGGUGGUGGGGGAAGUGGACGUCGUGAAGGUGGUGGCCAAGCUGCGCAAGGCGAAGCACCCGGCGACGGUGGUGACGGUGAGCGACGAGAAGAAGGAGGCCGAGGAGAAGAAGAAGAAGGACGAGGAGGAGAAGAAGAAGAAGGAGAAGGAAGCGGAGGAGAAGAAGAAGAAGGAGAUCGCCGCCGCGAUGAUGCAGUACUGCCCCAAGCAGGCGUACUGCCCCAAGCCUUACCCGCAACCAGCUUACUGCUACACCGUCGACGACCACCCCGGCUCCUGCACCAUCGUCUGAUCAAUUCGAUGUUACUGCUUCAGAUUAAGCCGCUUCUCCAGGAGCAUCAAUUUGUUUGUGUGUAAAUCGUGUUCAUCCGUUCAAAUGAUUCCCUUUCUCGCUUUAAGAAAAAAAGAUUCAGCUUUCUUUUAUUUUUAGGACAUAAAAGAUUCAGCUUUCAUGCACAUUAUACCCUUCUCUGAAUCUAUUCCAGUUCCUGUGAACAAGAAUUGUAUGCCUCAACGUACUCUCUUUUAAUUUUUGCUACUACUUGGCAACUCGUGUACUUGCAAUC
Molecule: messenger RNA, 801 nt
Organism: Lolium rigidum
Lineage: Eukaryota; Viridiplantae; Streptophyta; Magnoliopsida; Poales; Poaceae
Product: heavy metal-associated isoprenylated plant protein 2-like
Exons: 3
Coding region: 111-527 (138 amino acids)
Molecular function (GO): metal ion binding
Source: RefSeq, a predicted model, not a curated record